Branchiostoma belcheri (Belcher's lancelet) is the source of this 845-nucleotide messenger RNA. RefSeq names its product 39S ribosomal protein L16, mitochondrial-like. Lineage: Eukaryota; Metazoa; Chordata; Leptocardii; Amphioxiformes; Branchiostomatidae. Gene Ontology annotation, molecular function: structural constituent of ribosome; rRNA binding. Gene Ontology annotation, cellular component: ribosome; mitochondrial large ribosomal subunit. Bases 42 to 812 code for a protein of 256 amino acids. Gene Ontology annotation, biological process: mitochondrial translation. The transcript is spliced from 4 exons. The record is from RefSeq and is a predicted model, not a curated record.
AUUUGGGGUGAAACGUGCGUGACGUUUUUGAAGCCGACAAGAUGUCUCUUUUGUUGCACAGAGUCGGAAACCUUAUUGGUCACAAGACAUCUAAGUUGUCUUCGAUUCGACCUCAGUAUAUAACAGGAAGGCAAGUCUGUCCGCCAGUCUGUGUACUUUCUGCCGGACUGAAGAACUUCCCGAUUCCCAAGAACUAUGACCAUGUUGAAAUUCCUGAGCAGUCUAAGCUGAAGUUCUACCAGAGAGUUCCAGACUUGGUGAAGCAUGUGAGAGAACCCAGGGGUAUAAAGAUGCUGAGGGGACCAGCAGAUCCUGAACAAAGUGUUUUAAUAGGCAAACAGUAUGGGAUAAAGGCUCUCUCUCCAGGCCUUAUGAGGUGGGGGCACUUUGAGAUGAUCCGUCUCACCAUCAACCGUCGCAUGGACACCAAAACCAUGUGGGCAAAAUGGCGCAUCGAGGCGCCCUACAAACCCAUCACGAAAAAGGGACAGGGCCACCGCAUGGGUGGCGGUAAGGGCGCGAUCGAUCACUAUGUCACACCGAUUAAACAAGACCGUAUCGUUGUGGAAAUGGGUGGGAAGAUGGACUUUGAGGUGGUGUAUCCCAUGUUGAGGGAGAUCGCACAGAAGUUGCCCUUUGAAGCCAAACCUGUGAGUCAGGAAAUGUUGGAUGAGGAAGAGAAGGAGGAAAAGUGGAGGGAGGAGAACAACCAGAAUGAGUUCACUUUCGAAGAUGUAGUGAAGAAGAACAUGAUGGGAUGCAGUAAAUACAUCAGCAAAUACGACAGUCAGUGGUUUGCAAAAUAUAAGUAGACAUACCAGGUAGAUUUCAUCUUCAUACUGACA